Messenger RNA from Dacryopinax primogenitus, 797 nucleotides. RefSeq lists its product as uncharacterized. The record is from RefSeq and is a predicted model, not a curated record. The coding region runs from base 211 to 444 and encodes 77 amino acids. Lineage: Eukaryota; Fungi; Basidiomycota; Dacrymycetes; Dacrymycetales; Dacrymycetaceae. The transcript has 3 exons.
UUUCCCUUUACCGCUUCCGUCACUUGUCACCAUCUGCGCUCGUCGUCCACAUACGACGUCCCAACAUAGGAGCACUUGGCGUCGUCGUGGCAGGACCUUUCCACGUCCCAGCCGCACUUCGCCUCUUCCUCCAGGUCGAUGCUUCGGGUGAUCUAGCACUCGAUUAAGCCUUGACUAUUGAAGGAAGGCGGGGAGGCAGAAUGAGAGCAGAUGAUCAAUAGGGAGGUGUGUGCCGCUGUGGGGCGAUACUUGGUCCUUGUUCGGCUUGGUGUUGUCGAUUACAAGGAAGGACAGAGGACUGAGCGCACUUGUGCAAAAUUAUCGAUCACGUUCAUGCGGCAAACCGGUUUCGUACUGGCAAUGCAUACCAGUUGCUUCAUUCGUCGCGACACUGCUGACCAGCCCAUCGCCGAAACCCAGCACGUUGGCGCCAGCUUACUGUAAUGAAUACUUGCAAACCUGUGCGCAUAUGGAGCCCUAGAGCAAGACCAUCGUUGAGCGACCCAAACGACACAGCGAUAUUGGGUUCACAUUCCCCCUCGAGUUGGGUUGGCCGAUGAGGCGAUCAGGCCUCGCGCGCUGGCGACAACAAGUUUGAGCUCGAAAAUCGCAAAGAAAAAAUAACGAAAUGACAAGGGCAGUUCGUUGCAAGCACUUUAGUUGGCUUGGGAAUGCCUGUUGAAGCUGUGAGCAAGCCAAAUCAUCCCUCAUAUUGUAUGCAUGUCAAAUACAUAUAUACAGCUUACGUGCAUUUGUAUUUGGGACAGAGUCACGCCUAGCACAAUGUCAGAUAUUUC